AUGUCUCUAGCGCUCUCUUCUCUUCGCAGGCGUUUCGUCGACCAUCUGACAUCCGGCAAUUCCGCCGCCGCUUUUUCCUCCUUCCGCCGCCGUGGCAGCCGCAGGUGCUACUGCAUUGACCGUCUCUCUUUACUGAAUGUAUUCUCGUUCUCUUCCGCAGCCAAACCGAAGCAUCAGCUCUUACCGAGGCGGAAUACCGCUGUCUUCUAUUGUUCUACCCUACCGUUGAACGGUGGGAUUGGAACCGCCGAUGAUUCAUUCACUUCACCUUACCUUUCAGUUCGCGUUUCCUGUCCGCGACAUGUUGCUGACGUUCUUUCGGAGUCUCUUAUGUGUUUCGGGGCGAGUUCUACCACCAUUGAUGAAGAAGACCGCCAGAAUUCCGAUGAAGAGAUAUGGAUCACUUCUACAUUCGAUGUAGAAAUGGAUGUGAAAAUUUGCGUUGCAAGAGCUGCAGAUUCGGUGGGAUUGAAGCAGAUACCUAAGUACAAAGUUGAAAUGCAUGACCACACUGAUUGGAUCAAACAAACUCAGGAAUCUUUUCAUCCUGUGGAAAUUACAGAGGAACUUUGGAUUGUGCCUGAAUGGAGAGUCCCCCCUGAUCAGCAAGCAAUAAACAUUGUUUUGAAUCCGGGUUUGGCAUUUGGAACUGGAGAACAUCCCACGACAAAGCUGUGUCUACUGAUGCUGCAUCGAUUAAUAAAAGGAGGAGAAUACUUUCUGGACUAUGGCACAGGUUCAGGUGUUCUUGCAAUAGCAGCACUUAAGUUUGGUGCGGGACUUUCAGUUGGAUUCGAUAUAGAACCACAGGCAAUUGCAUCGGCCCGACACAACGCAUCUCUGAACAAUCUCGGAAUGGAGAAGCUGCUGCUAAGCCUUGUUCCAACCAAGAACAGUCAUUUCGAGAAAGACUCUCCACAUGAGAACACUAGCGCCGCAAACCUCUACAAUCCGAAGCUAAUCGCUGAGAAAGACAAGUAUGAUGUGGUAAUUGCUAAUAUAUUGUUAUAUCCACUGCUCGAUUUAGCAGAUCGAAUAGUCUCUUAUGCAAAGCCAGGUGCUGUCAUUGGCAUCUCAGGGAUCAUAUCCGAGCAGGUCCCGACUGUAAUGGAACGUUAUUCCCAAUUCCUCGAGGGAAUGAGUGUGUCGAUGAUGGAUGAUUGGGCCUGUGUAAGUGGUUUCAAGAAAGCAGAAGAAAGCAUCCGAGAGCUACAAUUUGAAACACGGUGAACUAUUCAUAAGGUGCGUAAAUUUUCAUUCGACG
Messenger RNA from Andrographis paniculata, 1264 nucleotides. RefSeq lists its product as uncharacterized. The record is from RefSeq and is a predicted model, not a curated record. The coding region runs from base 1 to 1230 and encodes 409 amino acids. The transcript is spliced from 7 exons. NCBI's taxonomy places the organism in Eukaryota, Viridiplantae, Streptophyta, Magnoliopsida, Lamiales, Acanthaceae. Gene Ontology annotation, molecular function: protein-lysine N-methyltransferase activity. Gene Ontology annotation, biological process: peptidyl-lysine trimethylation. Gene Ontology annotation, cellular component: mitochondrion.